This is a messenger RNA of Humulus lupulus (European hop), 701 nucleotides long. RefSeq lists its product as uncharacterized. Bases 1 to 531 code for a protein of 176 amino acids. Lineage: Eukaryota; Viridiplantae; Streptophyta; Magnoliopsida; Rosales; Cannabaceae. The transcript has 8 exons. The record is from RefSeq and is a predicted model, not a curated record.
AUGAAGGAAAAGGUUCCUAUGCAUUCCUCAACUUGUGAUGAAACUGAUUUGUUGAAAUGGCUAGCAUAUGGACCCAGAAAACAUGCUGCUUCUUACACUGAAUUCAUGCCUAUAAUGUCUGAAGUUACUGAAUCUAGGUUAUAUAAUGUAGUGGAAGGUGAACAAUAUGUUAGAGAUGAUUGUGAGGGCACCAAAUAUACGUGCCUUUUGCCAAAUAUUUUUUGUCAAAACCCCUUUUUUUCCCUCAUAUUUUCUCUACUCCUCAGAACCUUGCCGCCUCUAGCCUCUCUCUCUUCCAAAUCUUCCUCCCUCUCAAAUUUUCCCCCUUCGCCUCUAUGUCUUCCAGUUCUCACUCUCUCCUCCGCUCUCUCAAAUGAGGUCCCGCCGCCCUCUCUUUAUAUGAGAGUACUCUCGAUCUCUCUGUCGUCGCACCCUCACCUCACCCUCACUCUCGGUCUGCUCUCCGAUCUCUCAGACGCCGAAGUCCAGAAAUUGAAGGAGUAUCUCUUGGAAAUUCGGUCACUAGUAUAAUAUAAUUUUGUGGCAUCAAGGGAACACCUAACUGAGGUGCAACAAAGAGAUAUGGCUGCCAAUCAUAAAUUGAUACAUAAGAAAGAGUUUCGUUCAUGGUUUCAUAAGAAGGUAACUUGUACUUAGAAAAUUGCAUACUACAAAUUACAUUCUCAUUCUAAUAUAUUUCU